AUGCUUUCCUUGAGGAUACACAGUCUUCUCCUCUGGGCCGCCUUUCGAGACGUCCUGGCCCAAGACGAUGAGUUCCAGGGGAAGAUCGACUGCUAUGGCUGGACCGGGCAGGUUUUCUCAAAUAACACGCAGUGCUCCGGCUCUCGCAUCUGCUGCCAGACAGCAGACCUCUGUGAUCCGAAUCGAUUUUGUGUGCAGAAUGGCCAGCACGUCGUUCCUGCCUGUGCCGUCUUCCCGUGGAGUGAAUGCUCAAAUAUCUGUCAAUAUGAACCAGGCACAGGAUUCUUACCUCGUGCGGUCGAAUGCGAUGACGGGAGUUUCUGCUGCGACAACGAUCCUUCCUGCUGCUCAGAAGACCGUGGAAUAGUCCUGAACGGACUCGGAGCGAUCGUUUCCACACAUAGCCCAACCCCAUCCACAACAAGUUCGACGUCUACGACCGCACCCCUAUCGACAACUUCACUCAGUAGUCCUUCUCUGACCCAGACCACUCCAACCAGCACCGCGACCCAGGCUGGAGACAGUUCUGGGUCAGCUCCCACAUCGUCAAGUGGCCUUUCGACUGCGGCCAAGGCUGGCAUCGGAAUCGCCGUCGCCGUCACAGCAAUCCUCAUCAUGACACUAGCAGCGCUCCUGGUCAGAUACCGUCGCCGCCUAGGCAGACAGGCCAACACCUCUCAGCCAUUGAUACCACAGAUCCUUUCAAACAAGUCACAGUCAUACCCUCAAUCUGCGCUUCCUUAUUCUGACCAGCUCUCCCGACCAUCCGAGCUGGAGGGUAUCAAACCAAAGACUGGUUCUGAGGUACACGAACUGCCAGGGCGACAGAUUUUGUGAAGAUAGCACUACAUGAUGUGAAGAGACGCACGUGGAGCAUACUCUGGUGUUGCGAUAUCCUUUUGUCCAUGACUGCCCUCAGAUGAUAUAUCGGCUGCGGAAAAUAAUAUGAUAUUGCUUCAGAAGUCGGAGACCUUAUGGCAGAUAGUCCUGCUUUGGCAAGGCCAAGAUGUCCUCGAGUGUGGCUUAAAUUUGCCCUGCGCCGAGGCCGUGGUUUUCAUUCCGUAUACCGCUUUCGCGGAUCGCCUCGAAUGUCAUCUCAUGCCGCCCGGGCGAGGCACGGGUGAACCCAGGACAACGCAGGUUGAGUAAUGAGGUUGCGAGGUCGAAGGCACCAAUCAAGCUCCAUAGGCUCAGAAGAGGCCCAACAGCAGCUCACGUUCCUGAUGCCUGGCGAGGCAAACCGACGCGCAAACAAUGCUGAACCCAUCAUAUCCGCAAGGUUCGGUUGCCCAGGAUUAAAUCAGGAGAGGGG
This is a messenger RNA of Exophiala xenobiotica, 1312 nucleotides long. RefSeq lists its product as uncharacterized. The record is from RefSeq and is a predicted model, not a curated record. Lineage: Eukaryota; Fungi; Ascomycota; Eurotiomycetes; Chaetothyriales; Herpotrichiellaceae. Bases 1 to 837 code for a protein of 278 amino acids. The transcript is spliced from 3 exons.